Nakaseomyces glabratus is the source of this 1506-nucleotide messenger RNA. RefSeq names its product glucose N-acetyltransferase (gene GNT1). Gene Ontology annotation, molecular function: glycosyltransferase activity. The record is from RefSeq and is a predicted model, not a curated record. Lineage: Eukaryota; Fungi; Ascomycota; Saccharomycetes; Saccharomycetales; Saccharomycetaceae.
AUGAGACUUGUGUCGAGAAGACGUUUGAAAGGGCUUGCCCUGGUUGCAUUUGCCUUGAUUGGUAUAACCAUUUUUGUCAGAAUAUUGAUGGAAUUUCAGUUGGAAAGAGAAGUUAGUUUCUACAAGAAGUUCUUCAGGUUGAAGAAAGAUGGGUUGCAUGGCGUGUACAACCCUAUUGAUAUUAAGCAGAUACCAAAACAAACCAUCGAUGAUUUAUACCGGGCGAAAAUGGAGACAGUGAGUGCGUCAAAACCUAUUGAUUGGUCCAAGUAUGCAUACGUGAAUUAUGUGACUGAGCCAAACUACCUCUGUAACACUUUAAUUAUGUUUCACGCGUUGAUCAAGAAGUUUGGAACAAAGGCUAAGUUGGAGUUAUUGAUCUCCAAUGAGUUGUUCAAGUCAGAGAUUCAGUCCAGAAAUGAGCAAGUUCAAAGGAUCUUGAAGAAGAUACGCGAACUAGACUCUGAACAGAUUGUUAUUAAAGAAGUUCAGAAUAUUGUGAAGCCUACUGAUCAAUCUCCGUGGAAUGAGAGUCUAACCAAACUAUUAGUGUUUGGUUUAACAGAAUAUGAAAGAAUUAUAUAUUUGGAUAACGACGCGAUCCUACAGGAUAAAAUGGAUGAACUGUUCUUUUUGCCAAAUGACAUCACAUUUGCGGCGCCAUUAACAUAUUGGUUCAUGUCAGAGAAAGACUUGGAGAAGACUUAUAAGGAAGUUCAACACGAUAAAAUGAGUAUUAAUUUGAACAAAUACACAAAACAAUUAUCCAAUAGAAUAAGAAACGGGAAGGAAAUUUAUAACCAUUUACCAGCUCUUCCUCAAUCUUUGUAUUUGAACUCGGAUAGAGUGGCCAAGGAAAUUCUGGACUCUACAUCUUCAGCAUCUCCAUUAUUCGAUGCAGACUCAUUGAAGAAAGUUGGAAAAGUGAAGUUCGCCUCCAAUCUGAUGGUCAUUAAGCCAUCACAAGAAACUUACGAUUAUAUUAUUAAUGAUUGUCUUCCAAGAAUUGUUAACAAAAAAGAGAAAUACGAUAUGGAUCUAAUAAAUGAGGAGCUGUAUAAUUUGAGACAUGUGGUAUCCAGACAGGUUACUUUAUUUAGAAAGCUGAGGUCCGCCUUCAAGCCAAGUAUUCUUGUAUUACCAUUUGGCACGUACGGUAUAUUGACUGGAUCCAUAAGAAAACCACAAGAACACAUGAUUAUGCGUAAUGAUAUACUGGGCUACAAGAAUAUCGAUGAUGAGGGAAAUGAGAUACAGAAGUCCAUUGAGGAAGUGGUUCUAAACAACAAGUAUAUUCACUUUUCUGAUUUUCCUUUGGGUAAACCAUGGGCGUAUAGCUCUUUUGAUCAACUGAAAUGUAGAGUUGACCCCGCUUCAUCCAAGGAUGUCGCAGCGGAUCAAAAGAAUUGUGAUGUAUGGAAUUCUAUUUAUGAGUCAUACUUUACACAAAGAAUGGUCUGUUCGAAGGACGAUUCCCCAAAAGCCAGUGAGAUUCAAGCCGCAUGA